Molecule: messenger RNA, 2535 nt
Organism: Venustampulla echinocandica
Lineage: Eukaryota; Fungi; Ascomycota; Leotiomycetes; Helotiales; Pleuroascaceae
Product: Elongation factor 2
Exons: 4
Coding region: 1-2535 (844 amino acids)
Biological process (GO): translational elongation
Cellular component (GO): cytosol; ribonucleoprotein complex
Molecular function (GO): GTP binding; ribosome binding; translation elongation factor activity
Source: RefSeq, a predicted model, not a curated record
AUGGUCAACUUCACCAUCGAAGAGGUCCGCGCCUUGAUGGACAAGCCCACCAAUGUCCGGAACAUGUCCGUCAUUGCCCACGUCGACCACGGAAAGUCCACCCUCACCGACUCUCUCCUCUCCAAGGCCGGUAUUAUCUCCUCCGCAAAGGCUGGUGAAGCGCGAGCUACAGAUACACGUGCGGAUGAGCAGGAGCGUGGUAUCACCAUCAAGUCCACCGCCAUCUCGCUGUACGGUAACCUGCCCUCCGAGGAUGAUAUCAAGGAUAUCGUUGGCCAGAAGACCGACGGCCGUGACUUCUUGAUCAACUUGAUCGAUUCCCCCGGUCACGUUGAUUUCUCUUCCGAGGUCACUGCCGCCCUCCGUGUCACUGACGGCGCUCUUGUUGUCGUCGAUACCAUCGAGGGUGUCUGCGUCCAGACCGAGACCGUCCUCCGACAGGCUCUUGGUGAGCGUAUCAAGCCCGUGGUGAUUAUCAACAAGGUUGAUCGUGCUCUUCUCGAGCUGCAAGUCUCCAAGGAGGAUCUGUACCAGUCCUUCUCGAGAACCAUCGAGUCCGUCAACGUUGUUAUCUCAACAUACUUUGACAAGUCUCUCGGUGAUGUCCAGGUUUACCCAUACAAGGGCACCGUUGCUUUCGGUUCCGGUCUCCACGGCUGGGCGUUCACCAUCAGACAAUUUGCAGAGAGAUAUGCCAAGAAGUUCGGUGUUGACAGGAAUAAGAUGAUGGAGCGUCUCUGGGGCGACAACUACUUCAACCCACACACCAAGAAGUGGACCAACAAGGGAACGCACGAGGGCAAGGAAUUAGAGCGUGCCUUCAACCAGUUUAUCUUGGACCCUAUUUUCAGAAUCUUCAACGCCGUCAUGAACUUCAAGAAGGACGAGAUCCCAACCCUCCUUGAGAAGCUUUCCAUCAAGCUUGCUGCUGAUGACAAAGAUAAGGAGGGCAAGCAACUUCUUAAGGUCAUCAUGAAGUCUUUCCUUCCUGCUGCUGACGCCCUUUUGGAGAUGAUGAUUCUUCACUUGCCAUCACCUGUGACCGCCCAGAGGUACCGUGCAGAGACCCUUUACGAGGGACCCCCUGAUGACGAGGCCUGCAUUGGUAUCCGAGACUGCGAUCCCAAGGCCCCUCUCAUGUUGUACGUCUCCAAGAUGGUGCCGACCAGUGAUAAGGGUCGUUUCUAUGCUUUCGGUCGUGUCUUUGCCGGUACCGUCCGAUCCGGUCUCAAGGUCCGCAUUCAGGGCCCCAACUACACCCCUGGCAAGAAGGAUGAUCUUUUCAUCAAGGCUAUUCAGCGUACCGUCCUCAUGAUGGGUGGCAAGGUCGACCCUAUCGAUGAUGUUCCAGCCGGUAACAUUCUGGGUCUGGUUGGUAUUGAUCAGUUCUUGCUGAAGUCCGGAACUCUCACAACCAGCGACACCGCCCACAACUUGAAGGUCAUGAAGUUCUCCGUCUCGCCCGUCGUCCAACGGUCUGUCGAAGUCAAGAAUGCCCAGGAUCUUCCCAAGCUCGUCGAAGGUCUUAAGCGUCUCUCAAAAUCCGAUCCUUGUGUGCUGACUUUCAUCUCGGAAUCCGGUGAGCACGUCGUUGCUGGCGCCGGUGAGUUGCACUUGGAAAUUUGCUUGAAGGAUCUUGAGGAAGAUCAUGCUGGUGUUCCGCUCCGCAUCUCCGACCCUGUCGUUGCCUACCGUGAGACUGUCACUGCCAAGUCCAGCAUAACUGCUCUCUCCAAAUCACCCAACAAGCACAAUCGUAUCUACAUGAUUGCUGAGCCUAUGGAUGAGGAGCUGGCCAAGGAAAUCGAGGCUGGCAAGAUCGGCCCCCGUGACGAUAUCAAGGCUCGUGCCCGUAUCAUGGCCGAUGACUUCGGCUGGGACGUUACCGAUGCCAGGAAGAUCUGGUGCUUCGGUCCUGACACUAACGGCGCCAACUUGCUGAUUGAUCAAACCAAGGCUGUUCAAUACUUGAACGAAAUCAAGGAUUCCGUCGUAUCUGGUUUCCAGUGGGCUUCAAGAGAAGGCCCGGUUGCCGAGGAGCCAAUGAGAUCUUGCAGAUUUAACAUCAUGGACGUUACUCUUCAUGCCGAUGCUAUUCAUCGUGGCGGUGGACAAAUCAUCCCAACAACCCGUCGUGUCCUUCUUGCCGCUACCCUUCUUGCCGAACCUGGUCUCCUCGAACCCGUCUUCUUGGUCGAAAUCCAAGUUCCCGAAAGUGCCAUGGGUGGUGUCUACGGUGUCCUUACCCGAAGACGUGGUCAUGUCUUCAACGAGGAGCAACGCCCAGGAACCCCUCUCUUCACCAUCAAGGCUUAUCUCCCUGUCAUGGAGUCUUUCGGGUUCAACGCAGAUCUCCGCUCGCAUACUUCCGGCCAAGCCUUCCCACAGUCCGUCUUCGAUCAUUGGCAGCUUCUUCCCGGUGGAUCACCUCUCGACGCAACCUCCAAGGUUGGCCAAAUUGUACAGGAAAUGCGUAAGCGCAAGGGUAUCAAGGUCGAGGUACCUGGUGUUGAGAACUACUAUGACAAGCUAUAG